AUGUCGGGGCAGACGCUGACGGACCGCAUCGCCGCGGCGCAGUACAGCUUGACAGGCUCCGAGGUGUCCCGGGCUGUGUGUAAAUCCACCACACAUGAGCAGACGGCGCCCAAGAAAAAACACCUGGAAUACCUUGUCCAGGCCACCCAGGAGUCCAAUGUGAACAUUCCCCAGAUGGCUGACACAUUGUUUGAAAGGGCAGGAAAUGCCAGCUGGGUAGUGGUCUUCAAAGCCCUGAUCACCACACACCACCUUAUGGUGCAUGGCAAUGAGAGGUUUAUCCAGUUUUUGGCCUCCAGAAACACUCUCUUCAACCUCAGUAACUUCUUGGACAAAACUGGCUCCCAUGGCUACGACAUGUCCACAUUUAUCAGACGCUACAGCCGCUAUCUCAACGAGAAGGCUUUCGCCUACAGACAGAUGGCUUUUGACUUUGGCAGAGUCAAAAAAGGAGCCGAGGGAGUGAUGAGGACGAUGUCAGUGGAGAAGCUGCUGAAAGGAAUGCCAACCUUACAGAGCCAGAUAGAUGCAUUGCUGGAGUUUGAUGUCCAUGCGCAGGAAUUGAACAACGGGGUGAUAAAUGCCUGCUUUCUCCUGCUUUUCAAAGAUUUGAUCAAGCUGUAUGCCUGCUAUAAUGAUGGAAUCAUAAACCUGCUCGAGAAAUUUUUCCAGAUGAAGAGGAGUCAGUGCAAAGACGGGCUGGAGAUCUACAAGCGAUUCCUGACACGAAUGACCAGGGUUUCAGAGUUCUUUAAAAUAGCUGAGCAAGUGGGAAUUGACAAAAAUGAUAUACCAGAACUCACUCAGGCCCCCGAGAGCCUUCUGGAGUCUCUUGAGACCCACCUCAACACAUUGGAGGGGAAGAAGCCGUAA
Molecule: messenger RNA, 873 nt
Organism: Lampris incognitus (smalleye Pacific opah)
Lineage: Eukaryota; Metazoa; Chordata; Actinopteri; Lampriformes; Lampridae
Gene: snap91a
Product: synaptosome associated protein 91a
Exons: 9
Coding region: 1-873 (290 amino acids)
Biological process (GO): clathrin coat assembly; clathrin-dependent endocytosis; synaptic vesicle budding from presynaptic endocytic zone membrane
Cellular component (GO): synaptic vesicle; clathrin-coated pit; clathrin-coated vesicle
Molecular function (GO): 1-phosphatidylinositol binding; clathrin heavy chain binding; phosphatidylinositol-4,5-bisphosphate binding
Source: RefSeq, a predicted model, not a curated record